This is a messenger RNA of Python bivittatus (Burmese python), 5224 nucleotides long. Lineage: Eukaryota; Metazoa; Chordata; Lepidosauria; Squamata; Pythonidae. The record is from RefSeq and is a predicted model, not a curated record.
GCCGCUGUCUCCCUCCCAGGACAAGUGCCCAGGGCCCCCCCGCAUCACCAUGCCCGAAGGAGCCCGCAGGGGCAGCACCAAGGAAGGAGGCAACACAGCAGCCCCCAGGCCGCCCUCCACCUCCUCGCUGGCUGGAAUCGGGACCAAGAUGGCGUCCGACCCCAUUCUGGGCAGCUGCACCUCCGUGAACACGGUGUGCUCGGACAGCGACCGCCCUGUCAGCCUCAGCUCCUCGGCGUCUUCGGCCUCCUUGCAGGACGGCUCCAGUGCCUUUGGCAGUAGCAUCGGGCUGGGGGGCUGCCCCCCGCCUUACUCCCAGCAAAACGGCAGCGACAUCAGCCUGGAUCUGACCCCCGUCGCCCUGCUGGACCGGCUGGCAGAUACCCCGGGAGAGGGGCAGCCGUGCUGCGGCUGGGCGCCUGGUCCCGGCCGGGCCAAGGAGCGCCGGAUCAAGCUCUCCCAUCUGGACCGGGUGGUGCUGGAGAUCGUGGAGACCGAGCAGGCUUAUGUCCGGGAUCUCCGGAGCAUCGUGGAGGAUUACCUGGGCUGCAUUAUUGACUGCGGACAAGUGUCUCUCAAACCGGAACAAGUGGGCGCUUUGUUUUGCAACAUCGAAGAUAUUUAUGAGUUCAACAGUGAGCUCCUGGAAGAUCUGGAGCGGAACACCAGUGCCCAUGCGGUCGCGGACUGCUUUGUCCAGAGGAGUGAAGAAUUUGAUAUCUAUACUUUGUACUGCAUGAACUACCCCAACUCUGUCUCGGUGCUCCGGCAGUGCAUGGAGGACGAUGCCCUGGCCAGGUUCUUCCGGGAGAGGCAGGUCACGCUGUCGCACUCGCUGCCGCUGGAGACGUACCUUCUCAAGCCUGUCCAGCGAAUUCUGAAGUACCAUCUACUGCUGCAGGAACUAGCCAAACAUUACGACAAGAGCAGCCCUGGCUACGACUCGGUGGAAGAGGCUAGCAUCACCAUGACGGCGGUGGCUUGGUACAUCAAUGACAUGAAGCGGAAACAAGAGCACGCCGCCCGGCUGCAGGAGAUCCAGGGCGCACUGGCUGGCUGGACUGGUCCAGAGCUGGGGGCGUUUGGGGAGCUGAUCCUGGAGGGUCAGUUCCGGGUGCCGCGAGCCCGCAAGGAGAGGGUCUUCUUUCUCCUCAGCAAAGUCCUGCUGAUAGCCAAGCGGCGCGGGGAAGCCUUCGUCUACAAGAGCCACAUCUUUUGCUGCAACCUGGGGCUGCAAGAGAACACCAAGGACCCGCUGAGCUUCAAAAUCUCCGACCUCUCCAUCCCCAAGCAGCAGCACACGGUCCAGGUGCGGAACCAGGAAGAAAAGCGACUCUGGAUCCAUUACCUGAAACGCUUGAUUGUGGAGAAUCACCCAGCGUCUAUUCCACAGAAGGCGAAGCAAGUCCUCUUGGAGAACAGCUUCCAGGGUUCCCCAGAUGUCAUCUUCAGCCCCGAGUCCCCCAAGAAGCCCCUGCCUUCUCCUCAGCUGGAUGAGUCCAGGGCGUGCAUUCGCAGUCGGCGCCAAUCUGAGCCUCCAGAAUCCAUGUAUAGUCCAGAGAGAGUCCGGCGAAGCUGUCCCAUUCUACUGCUGGAGAAAAGUGGCUCUUACCGCCGUGGCCGCAGGCAGUCAGAACCCGCCAAGGAAUCCCAGGUCGUAUUUCAUCCAGCAAAUGUGCCCAGAUUGAAGCAUGCUGACAGCGAGGGACGCCUAUUCCCCGCCAGCGAGCCCCUCCACGCCUCGGGCAGCUCGUGCACGCUGGCCUCCGCCAAGCCGGAGGAGGAAGCCGAACACUCGGAUCUGGAAGCGGAGGAGGCCGAGUUCUCCCUGGCGCGGGACCCCCUCACCACGAACCUCUCCAUCACUGAGGAGAUCCUGGAGCUGCUUAGCCAGCGGGGCCUGGACAAGGAGAGCGGAAGGGAAGCGAGGUUUUGGGGAGAAAGCAGCUCGGAAGCCCCCAGCUUGGCUCUGCAGGAUCAGCUCUCGCCCAACAGUGCCUUAGAAGAACUGGAGGACAAAGCGGAAGAGGCGGAAGAGGAAGAGGAGGAGAACGUGGUCUUCCAGGAGGAUGCCCCCCCUCUUCCUCCCCAAGGGAGCCCCCUCCAAGAACAGCUGCUCCCCACGCUCCAUCGCCCCUUUGGCAGCGACUCUUCCGAAGAAGAGGAGCCGCAGCGGCCGCAGGAGUCGGCUGGUCCGUCUCCUCUGCACGUCCUGGAAGAUCUCACCUUCGAGGAGCCCGGCGGCUCUGUCUCCAUAGGGCAGGAGGCAGCCCAGGAGGGAAGCCAGUCCCCCGGCCCAUCUAGCCAGCCACACCCGUGCCCCCCAACCUCACCAGGGGGCUUUGGCAGGGUGGAGAAAAGAGCCGAGGCGGACCCCACCCUGACCGGGGACGACUGGCUUCUGCUGGAGAAGAUCCAGAGCUACUAUGAAAGCGUGGAAGGGGGCAAGAAAGGGCCAGAGGUCGCCAAGGAGGAGGGAGCCCCCCCCGUUCCUGCUGGGGUGGUACGAGAAUCCGUCCUGCGGUUCAACAGCAUUUCGAAGCAGAAGGAGGCUCUGGGAGAGGAAGAGGGUGGGGCCAAGCUCAGAAGGCUCCGCCCCCUACCUGGCCAGUCGUGCCGGAGCUGGGGCCAAUCUUGCAACAGCCAACAGCUUUCUGUCCCCAAAAACUCUGCACGGAGUUGGCCGGCCACAAGGAUUGAGCAGAACCAUUCAGAUGGGAGCCGAUUCCCCGUGCAGCCCGGGAGCCCCGAGGCUCAGGGGCAGGAGGCAGAGAAGGGGCAACCCCAGCCUGGGGACAUCCCCUCUGAUGCUCCCCCAAAGGCUUCGGGGAGAGAAAGGAAGCAGCAGGAGCGGAGGAACGGGUUGGAGGAGGAUCCCGCCGAUCCUGGGUUCCGAUCGUGUGCAGAGAUCCGGAGGGCUUGGCAAGAGAAGGAGCGGAGCGCCAGGGACGCCCCAAAGAAGGGGGGCCAGGGGAUCAGCCGGAGAGCCUUCUCCUCCCCCGAAAGGCCCACCUACGCAGAGCCCCUCUGCAUCGUGGAGGACUCGGACCUGGAGGAUCCUCUCCGAGGUCCUGGCAGGGAUCCAGAUGGGAGGGAAAGGUGGGCGAAGGAGGGCGCCCCCACCUCUGCGCCCUUCCUCCCCUCCUGGGACCUUUAUCAGAACAACGGAGAGCCCUGCCUGCUGGAGAACUCCGAGCGGAUCCUCAGCAAGGUGCAAGCAUUGGCCAAGAUGUACAGCGAGAAGAUCAGCCGGCUGAAGUCCCAGAAGUGGGGCUUGGAGAGGCCCGGGGUACGGCCCCGGGGCCCCCACCAGAUGGCCCCGGGCAGGAGCCAGGUUGCCCCGCAGGAGAGCUGGCAAGGAGGAAGCGUCCCCCAGUGCGAGCCCCAAAUCUACGGGCACGUCCUCAUCCACGAGCCCCUUCAGCACGUGAUCGGCAUCCAGGAAAACACGCCUCUCGUGGCCGCCACCCGGGAAACCGCCUUCGUGCUACGCAGCGAUGGGCCCUGCCAGCUUCUUUCUCCGGAGAUCCUGGCCCCCCUGCAGCAAGAAUUGCAGUGCCCUCUGCCCCCUCCCUUGGGAGGAGAGGAGACGCUAGCGGCCGCCAUGGGGGAAGAAGACGCAGGGAGCCCCAGGUCUCCCUGGUUGACAGGGUGCCCCGGGGACCCUUCACCCCCUGUGGCCCCCAGCCCACAGAGGGGUCUUCUCUCAUCCACCAAAUCCACUCCUGAGACGGAGCGUGGAGGAAGGAGCGCCCACGAAACGCCUGAUUCUCCCGAGCCGGGCCAGAAGACAGGGGAGGGCGUCCAGCCAAGGCUGCCCCCUGGCACUUCUGGGGGAGCAGGGCAGGCCGGCGCUGCCCCCCGACUGCAGCGGCCUCACAGCGACCACCAGGCAGAAAAUGCUUCUGCCGCCUCUGACUCUCCCGAGGAACUGAAGGCCAAGGUCCCCGGCUGCUCCACUUUCUCUCCCUCGGAGGGGGCCUCGCCCCUGGCGCAGGGAAAGGGCUGCCCCCGUCCAAGCACUGGGGAGAGGAGCCAUUCCCCCCCUUUCUGGAAGGGAACGGACCGAGAGGCAGCAGGGUUCAGCCAGGAUGCCUCUGGAGCGCUGGCCGGGAGUGCCCGCUGGGGCACCCUGAGUCCUGCUGCUGCUUCUGAACCCGCCAAGGCCACGCAGCCCCUGCCUCUGGACUCCUCCGCAGAGGGGUCACCCCCCACCUCUGGGGUCCCAGCCCAGGAACCCCUUUCUCCCGAUUUCCCGGCUGGGGCAGAGUCCCCAGCCUGUAUCGCAGGACAGUGCCCGAGCGUGCCGCUCCCCAAGUUCCUCCCUUCCUCACCCGUCCGCCGGUGCCUCUCCUCCAGCGCUGCCGCCAUUUCCAGAUACAUCGCCGCCUCCUGCAUCAGCCAGAGCUUGGCCAAGCGAAACGGUGCCCCUCCCCCCGAGGACCCCCAAGCACCCAGGCUGCCAGCCAACCCCUUGGCUUCGCUCCCCAAGGCGGCGCCCAAGCGCCACCGAAAGGCCUCCUUGUCAGGAGCCCUGGCUCUCGAGCGCUGCCCCCCUUUCUCCUCUACCUCGGCGCCCAGCUCUCGAGUGCAGUCCCCCGUGAGGCCCAGGAUGUGCUCACCCCCUCCAGGAGGAGCCCCACCCUACACCUUCAUGCCUCUGGGGGUCCACACGCAGAGGCAGACCCCCACCCCCAUGGCCCAUCCAGAGCCCUGCACACUAGGCUUCCCCUCCCCUGCUGCCUGCUUGAGGACCCAGAGGGGCUCCCUCCCCAGCAGCAGGCUGUCCGAAGGGCCUGCCCCAAAUGGGGACCCGGAAUCAUCGGGGGCCCCCCACAACAGCUCCGAGACCUUCGGGAGCGCCCCCCACUCCCACGAACUAGGCAGCAUCAGGUGGCCAAACGUACCAGACCUGCGUUUGAAAUACGUCAGCCAAGAGGGGUGGUCAGGCCCCCAGAGACUGCAGUUUGAGGUGGGGGAGCGCUGCCCCAAACGGGCCCCCUCCUUAAGCCUGGACACUGCUCGGUCCCCCGAGAAGGGUCCUCAGAAGGCCAGUUACUCCACCACCGUCAACAUCCAGAUUGGGGGCAGCGGCAGGAUCGCCUCUUUUAGCAACGCCCAGGUCAGCCUGACGCAUCCUCUUUCGGCCACGCUGGAGCAGCUGGGCGGCCUCCGGAGGGCCAACAGCGGCGUGGCCGAGACGUCACCAAAACCGGGCACCUGA